Molecule: messenger RNA, 690 nt
Organism: Naegleria fowleri
Lineage: Eukaryota; Heterolobosea; Eutetramitea; Acrasida; Naegleriidae
Exons: 1
Coding region: 1-690 (229 amino acids)
Source: RefSeq, a predicted model, not a curated record
AUGGGCGCAACCGUUUCUUCUUCGAGUUCUUCUGCUUCCGUAUCCACCUCUUCGAGUUGGUGUCCACAUUCUUCAAUGCCCAAAGGAGAGUCCAAGCGUUUGAAUGAAGGAAAGACUUUCAUUCAACCGUCCGCUGUUCUUACUCGUGAUAGUCUUGAACAGACAACAACAAACGCGGAAGAAUGUGAGUCAUGCCCAAGUGGAGAUCAUCACCCUCAUCAUCAUUCACAAUUAAGGAAGAGAACGGCCGUGAUUGUUUCGACAGAAAAAAGCUUCACCUCGCAUCACCUUCACCGUUCCUUGUCUUCUUCUGUGCUCUUGAUCUGUUUAGAUCGAAGAAGAAAAAAGAAGAAAACGUAUGAACAUGAGUUUCAACGACAUGCGAAUCGACAAUAUCCAGAUCCACAAGAGACGAAACAUCCACACACUCAUCUCAGACAUUGUCAUGUUUCAUCUAUGAAAGAAGUUUUGAUCAACAACAAAUUCUUGGUUAAUGGCCAGGAAUUUGCUCUUACAGAAUCUCAGCCUUUUGCAAUUCUUCCAAAGACUUCAUUGUUAAAUCCUGAUAUUCAAAUUGUAAUAUCUGGACCAACCUUUGAACCUGCAUUCCUCUCUCCAUUUUCAAUUAAGGUAGAAGAGGAAAGGAAAGAAAAGAAGAGAACUCUAAGAGAUGCAAAGAUGAAGAUCUAA